Messenger RNA from Endocarpon pusillum Z07020, 3093 nucleotides. RefSeq lists its product as uncharacterized. The transcript is spliced from 5 exons. The record is from RefSeq and is a predicted model, not a curated record. The coding region runs from base 1 to 3093 and encodes 1030 amino acids. Gene Ontology annotation, biological process: arachidonate metabolic process. Lineage: Eukaryota; Fungi; Ascomycota; Eurotiomycetes; Verrucariales; Verrucariaceae. Gene Ontology annotation, cellular component: membrane.
AUGCCGAAUCCGCAGAAAUCGAAUCUGGCUGUCGAAUCUGGCUGCCCUGAGACAACCCCGACAACUAACCCUGAUGAUCCACCUAAACCGUGCGACUACUUUGACAUGAUUGGAGGAACAGGUACUGGUGGAUUGAUAGCAGUUAUGUUGCGUCGUUUAGAGAUGACUAUUGACGACUGCAUUGAGGCUUAUGUUCGUCUCGCUGAUCGGAUUUUUAAGAAGCCUGGACAACGACUAGCCAACUGGAACGGUCCGGUUAAAAGCAUAUUUAACACUAAAGCAUUGGAACAAGAAUUCAAAGCAAUUGUUCGCAAACAGACAGACACAGAGAACACUCUCUUUGAAAAUGAGGAGAAUGAAUCAUGCAAAGUUUUUGUAUGUGCAACACGAAUCGAAAAUGCAAGACCUAUGCAAUUUAAAAGCUAUCCAUCUCGGACGUCCUCUGAUCUUUUACACUCUGCUCGAAUCUGGGAGGUCGCUCGAGCUACUUCUGCUACCCCCUUAUUCUUUGAUCCGAUCAAGAUCGGCCGUUUCGGUGAGGGGUUUACUGGUGGAAGGCCAGAUAUAGACAACCCAAUACAAACAGUCUGGAAUGAGGCCCAACACGUCUUUUUACGCGAAGAAAUGAUGCUGAAAGGUAAUCUUAAGUGUCUGGUCUCAAUUGGCACAGGCGAACCAUCACUUGAGGCUUUUGGUGGCAACCUACGAGCAGUAGGGCUCAGUAUAGGAAGAAUGGCAAUAUAUUCGCGAAUUGUAGCACACUCAUUCCAAAGCGCGCAUGGAGAGCUUGUACGCAACCAUCAGUACUUUCGUUUCAACAUAGACCAGGGGUUGGAGGACAUAGGACUGGAGCAUUCCACACGAGCCGGCGACAUCAUGAAAGCGACCAGAAAUUACCUGCAGUCUGCGGAGUUGAGUUCACAGAUACAGGCGUGUGCAGGGAGACUAAAAGCUGGAAGGAGAGGACGUCGGCCUCGAAGCCUCUCCUCUCCCUGUGCCGUUUCAAUUCUCGGUCAGAGCUCUCUAUCAGCCCCUCCACGUAAAGAAGGUCAGACGUUGCAGCCUCCCCCAACUGGUUCAUCUAGGCAGCCGACUGUGCGUCUGGAGGACUCAAGACAUAAUGAUGUUCAAGAGGACAUCAGGAGUGGGAUUAAGGCAGCUUUUAACGGCAGUCCACAUGGACCUUUCGAUCCAGGCCGAUUUUGCACUGCAUCUUUUCAUGUUUCGUUGAGACUGGAGGCUUUUCUCGACUGGUAUUGCGAAGCUGAUCCCUGUCGGGAUCUCGAGGCUGUUCUUACCCUUACUGGUUCUGCAAUCGACGCACAGGCAGUUACGUGUAAGCAGUACAUGAAACAGACAUGGCCUUCCAGUGGAAUCGAUACACUCCGAGCUGUGAAAAAGGCUCUAGCUCAAGCUAAAGCCAAUAGCUCACCUAGCCCUUAUGAAUGCACACUGUCUGAUGGUAGUGGCUUCGAAUGCUCUGUUAGCGAUUCCCAUCUCCAGGUUUUUGCAAGUGGUAUGCAAGCCUCUCUGGUCGAGAUUGGGGAGCAGCUCGCAUGGCUUGGUGCUGCUCUACAAAGGUCUCCAAAUACUACAAAGAUGGCCUACACGACUGCACGAGUCGUAGAUCUAAGAUCCACAUCAUCUCAAGAGACUACGUCCGCCCAAGCCCUGGCCAUAAGUAUGAAGAUUCACUUUUUGACUGAUGUCCUUGAUGAGGCUACUCUUGGACUGGCCCACAGAGGAUGCUGCUGGCAUUUAUUAUUUCAUAAACCUGUCAUUGUUCAGGGUUAUCCAAUAUCGCCUCGUACGCAUAAUGAAAAAGGACUGGAGAUUUCCUUGGAUCUAAUGGCCGGGUUGGGUAACGCAAAUUAUCUGACUGAAUUUCAUGGUAUUCCUGUCUUGAAAGGCUUCUUUACAAUGUUUGUCGCUACAGUAUGUUCUGACGAUUCACUGGUCUGGCACUUCCUGUGCAGCAAGAAUGAAAAGCGAAUAUCUUAUUCGGAGGCGGUGAAAUACCACCCAGAUGGAAUUACUGGCCCUAAGCCUGAAAAUCCGAAUGGGGAAGCCAUCAGACAUUUCGUCGGUUGGGCUCCAUCAGUGAGAAGACUCGCUGGUACUUUCGACGCCGAUUACGACCAUAUAGAACGGAGUAGAUCGGGAUAUUGCUCCGCAGGAUGUGUAUUGCAGAACCUGUCAUUCACUGCAGGAAGGUAUAUCACAUUCAGCGGCACGAUCGGACCAGGAAUCAGGAAUCGACGGCUUAUUACUUUAGGAGAUCGCGGGUACGUCGAAGCCGUGAAUUAUGCCCGUCAGAACAUUUAUAUCAAUCUAUAUGAUGUCGAAGAGCGCCGUGGCUGGCUAUUUGAUGGGGCAAGCGUGGUGCUUCAUCUUUCACGCACUCAGCUCUCACAUAACGCAAGUCCUCUCAGUAGAGGUCUAGUGUUAGAAUUGCAAGCUCUUCACCUGGCUACCGGCGAUGGUGGAGCGGAGGCUGCGAUUGCCGCAUUAACAGAUGCACGCAAUAUGCACCUUGAAAUAGCUGAUGACCUUCUCGAAAGCAGGAUCGAAGAAACGAUAACAGAGGGUGGGGCAGCAAGCAGAGACACCAAAAAAACGGGCAAAAGGAUGCUUUUUCAUGAGCUAGUGAAGCGUAAUUUGUGCCUUUCCGAGAAAAUGAGUGAGCACCAGAAAGAUCUAACGGAAUCGAAUGGUAUAAUAAACCUCCAAGGCAUCAGCUCUCACAAACUCGAAGGCUGGGAUUUCCUCGAUCUCGUCAGCCGUACAACGUCAUUGCAACCCCGUUUUCAUUGUUUGAUGCCGUCCGGCAGAAGUUGGGUAAACUUCACUAGAUGCGUUAAUACGAUUAACCUUCUUGGCCGGAAGUUUGGACCCCUGAUUCAGCCUUCGCGCGAUGCCAUCCCACUUUGCGAUAAAUGGAAGCAAGUUCCUCUAGGUCAAGACUUCCUCGCAACAUGCGUAUCAACAGUGGAUGAGAUCUGCCAAAAAUGGGGAGACAAAGAAGCCAACCCUUUCCAGCUUGUACAAGGAAUCUACUGGCACAAGACACACCUUCUUUUUGAGAGAUGUUAA